AUAACCUCGCCUUAGUCUUGCACACCCAGGCACCUCCUUCACUACAGUCGCGAAGAAAUCCGAAGACCACGGAAACCUCAACUCACCAAAAUGAUCGUCCCUAUCCGAUGCUUUUCUUGUGGCAAGGUCACUGGCGACCUCUGGGAGAAGUACAUGAACCUACUGAGUGAUGGCGCCGAAGAAGCCGAUGCCCUUGACGCCGUCGGCCUACAGCGCUACUGCUGCCGCCGUAUGAUUCUCACCCACGUUGAUCUCAUUGAGAAGCUCCUUAAGUACAACGCCAGCGAAAGAGAACAAGCCCGCGCUGCCCGAGGCGGUCGAUGAUUGCAGUUUUGGAUACGAACAACACGGAGUUUGGGGACAGGCAUACAUUUACAUGGCAAGGCGUUUUCAGGUGGAGAAUAUGGUGUCCCGAGGGGCCUUGUCUAAGCUCUGAGGUCACCUUUCCUUCAUGACUCUACGAGUCAGACUACCAAUUUGGGUUAUUACACUAUGCGCGAGAGUUAUAAAAUGAACGUGUAUGACAAAUUACAGCGUGAAGAAAAGAUGAGUG
This is a messenger RNA of Pyrenophora tritici-repentis Pt-1C-BFP, 553 nucleotides long. Its product is annotated as RPB10, DNA-directed RNA polymerase, subunit N (RpoN-RPB10). Gene Ontology annotation, cellular component: RNA polymerase III complex; RNA polymerase I complex; RNA polymerase II, core complex. Lineage: Eukaryota; Fungi; Ascomycota; Dothideomycetes; Pleosporales; Pleosporaceae. The record is from RefSeq and is a predicted model, not a curated record. Gene Ontology annotation, molecular function: DNA binding; zinc ion binding. Gene Ontology annotation, biological process: tRNA transcription by RNA polymerase III; transcription by RNA polymerase I; transcription by RNA polymerase II.